Fusarium sp. VM40 is the source of this 912-nucleotide messenger RNA. The record is from the annotation of a GenBank genome assembly. NCBI's taxonomy places the organism in Eukaryota, Fungi, Ascomycota, Sordariomycetes, Hypocreales, Nectriaceae.
AUGUUAGCCGUAAAGAAGCUUCCUGCUGACGCUGACUAUAUAAUCACUCACCACGCCACGUCUUACGACUACAUCUCACCUUUAAAACUGGACCUAGUCGGCAAGCAUGUUCUUAUCACUGGUGCAGCUUGGGAAGAUGGAGUUGGCUUUGCUACUGCCAUGGCCUUUGCACGUGCAGGAGCAUCUUUCAUAGCAUGUGUUGAUCUGCACGGCAUAUCAGAUGAGCUCAUCCACAAGUUGAAGUCAGCCGCAACGCAAGUCAACCGCCCAGAGCCUGUGAUGCUCGGCUACAAGGUCGACAUUGCAAGUCUGGACAGCGUCAAAUCAAUGUGUGACUCGAUAAAAGAAAAGUUCAGUGGGCGGUUGGAUGUUCUUGUUAACAAUGCUGCGCACAUGGAACCAUACAAACCAUUCCUCGACUCAGACCCGGAAGUGUACUGGCGAACAUGGGAAGUCAACCUUCGGGGACCCUUCAACAUGGCGCGCGCAUUCCUCCCCAUGCAGUUAUCAAGCUAUACCAAGGUUGACGGUUCUUGUAUUAUGAUUAACGUAUCGUCGUCAGGCGCGUUGAGCGUUCGUUCCGGCAGCGGGAGCUAUCGAAGUUCGAAGCUUGCAGUGCUGCGAUGGACCGAGUCGUUGCAAGUCGAGUAUGGGGAACAAGGACUUCUGGCCUUCUGUGUGAAUCCGGGUGCGAUCAAAACAAGAAUUACAGAGGGAGUACCCGAAGCGGUUAGGAACGCACUUCCUCAUCAGCCUGACAUAGCUGGUGACACAAUAGCAUGGUUGGCUUCCGAACGCAGAGAGUGGCUUGGAGGGCGAUAUGUUAGCUGCCCAUGGGAUAUGGAGGAGCUUGUCGCCAGGAAAGACGAGAUUAUAGAGAAGGAUAAACUCAAGUUAAGGAUGGUAAUCUGA